GUUACCGUGAAAAAAUAAAGUUGUACUUACUUAAGUCAGAAAAAUUAAUACCUUUUACUUUUCAGUGUUACUUUAAGUUAUUCAUUAAAUACUAAAUGGUAAACUUAGGUUUUCCUAAUUUCAGGAGGCUGGCUUCUAGUCGCCAAUUGGUUAAUGGAAAGCUCUACUCCACCUGCUCAGAACUGGGAACCUGAGGCAUCAUACCGCAGGAUCAGCGUCUAUCAGAACAACAGAAUGGGUAUCGGAUUAAGCGCCAUGAAGGAGCUCAGGACACACCUGUCUUUCACUCAGCUUAGAUUCCACUGCAGUAAACAACAGGGACGUACGUUCCACGUGACUACGGUCGCCAACAGCACUGGUGAAGCUGUGGUCCAGUACUUCAGUGAUCAGACGAACGUACUUCCCCUUGCUUGCAAUUCUCUUAAGAGAUUGGAUGAUGAUAACUCUCAGUUGGCCAUGCAAUGUCAUCGGUGGGGUUCACAAAAUAACGGGAAAUGGGGAAGCCGCAACCACAAAGGAAACAAAAGGAUGUACAAUCGAGCGGCAUUUAUUCCUGGCGAGAAUCAAUGGAAUAUCGUUAACGGAAAAUGGCUGUGCGAUGAUACGGGAAGCAACGGAGUAUCGUCAAGGGAUUUUUGGAAAAUCUAUGUGCGCUGAAAUGUAGAUAACAAUCACAGAACUGUUGACUUUUACAUUUUGAGGCAUUUGUCCGUUUCUUCUGAAACAAAGCAUAAUUCCGUUUGAAAUGUGAGGCAAUUUAAACAAUUACUCAGGGUAGCAUCAUUGAGAGACUUCUGGAGAAUCUAUGUAAGAUGUAGAGUAUAAUCACAGAAACGCCGAAAAAGAAUUCUGUGUUUUGCGGCACUAGGCUGACAUUUGCUGUUUUUUCCUUCAGUUGUUCAGAUAAAGGACGUUAGUAAAUAGCUCUUUCAACAACUAGACCUAUGCUGCAAAAGUUUGACCAGCGCUCCACUGAAAACCAGGCAAAAGAAAACAGCUCUUAACUGUUGGCCUGCAUCGCUAGGGUCAAAGUGGCUGUGCAAUAUUUGGGUGGUAAAAGUAACAUUCAUCAGGAACUAGGGACUCUAAGUGAUGAAGUGAACCAAAUGGUUGGGAUAUAUAAAAAUAGAGUGAGAUAAAAUGCCACUUUACUAUACUAAGUAAGGUUGAAAACACAUGCAAAAGAAACCAACUUGAAAAUAAUGUAUCUAUGAGUAUAAUGAGGUCCCUAAUUUACCAAACAGGUACACCGUACGGCGAGUGACCUCGUAGACUGGAUGAUAGGGGUUUGAUUGAAAUCUCUAAGAGCCUAUAAUGACAGAUAACAGUUCAAUUAAACUUACCAAUACCACAGGUGCAUACGAAGAAACAACUUGGUACGAAUCCCUUGUAGGAUUCGUUUGUAGUUUCAACAACAUCUUGUUGGGUUUGGGCACCUGUAUAGUGACGCAGAUUGUGGCGAGUGAGACUGUGAUCCUCAAAGUUUGUUGAGUUUUGUCGCGGAAACAAUCGUCUGUUAUUUCUAUUCGAUGUAUCCUCUGGAUUUGUCCUUUCACUUCACAGAGGGAGAAAUUGCAUGGUUUAACUCGAUGCACAAUUUGUACUCUAUUUUGUCGGGAAACUGUAAAUUACUUGUAAAUACUCCUAACUACGGCUUUUCACUAAUAGACAGCCUUGAAGGUUACAUACAUGCAAAAUUAUGCUAGAUGAAGAAAUGAAAAUAGAAAACAUAAAAAACGUCUUGAAAAGAAAACACGAGAUUAACCCUAUAACGUUAUAAUAAUAUAAAAAAAUAUAUCUUACAUAAGAUCUAAGGUGACAAUGAUGGGAAAAGAUACCAUGUCUGUAAUUGAUUAUUUCACCGGGGUAUUAAGUCGUCAGUUUAGCAGACCAUACAUUCUUUCGUGAGUUUCUCUAUCACCAUUUUAUAGUCUUUCAUUUGUUACAUGUAGCUAUACUUGAGGUCCACAAAAAUUAUUUGUUUCAGUGGCAUGCCUGUAAACUAGCUA
Orbicella faveolata is the source of this 2009-nucleotide messenger RNA. RefSeq lists its product as uncharacterized. The record is from RefSeq and is a predicted model, not a curated record. Gene Ontology annotation, molecular function: oligosaccharide binding; extracellular matrix structural constituent. Lineage: Eukaryota; Metazoa; Cnidaria; Anthozoa; Scleractinia; Merulinidae.